AUGACGACCCCUAACAAAGGAAGCAAGGCCUUGAAGGUGAAGCGGGAGCCGGGGGAGAAUGGCACCAGCCUGACAGACGAGGAGCUGGUGAGCAUGUCUGUGCGCGAGCUGAACCAGCACCUGCGCGGCCUCUCCAAGGAGGAGAUUGUCCAGCUGAAGCAGCGGCGACGCACGCUCAAGAACCGCGGCUACGCAGCCAGCUGCCGCGUGAAGCGCGUGACGCAGAAGGAGGAGCUGGAGAAGCAGAAGGCCGAGCUGCAGCAGGAGGUGGAGAAGCUGGCCUCCGAGAACGCCAGCAUGAAGCUCGAGCUCGACGCGCUGCGCUCCAAGUACGAGGCCCUGCAGAACUUCGCCAGGACCGUGGCCCGCAGCCCCGUGGCGCCGGCCCGGGGGCCCCUCACCGCUGGCCUGGGGCCCCUUGUCCCAGGGAAGGUGGCCGCCACCAGUGUCAUCACGAUAGUGAAGUCCAAGACGGACGCCCGCUCGUAG
Elephantulus edwardii (Cape elephant shrew) is the source of this 489-nucleotide messenger RNA. RefSeq names its product v-maf avian musculoaponeurotic fibrosarcoma oncogene homolog G (gene MAFG). Gene Ontology annotation, biological process: regulation of transcription by RNA polymerase II; regulation of epidermal cell differentiation. Gene Ontology annotation, molecular function: DNA-binding transcription factor activity, RNA polymerase II-specific; RNA polymerase II cis-regulatory region sequence-specific DNA binding. Gene Ontology annotation, cellular component: nucleus. The record is from RefSeq and is a predicted model, not a curated record. The coding region runs from base 1 to 489 and encodes 162 amino acids. Lineage: Eukaryota; Metazoa; Chordata; Mammalia; Macroscelidea; Macroscelididae. The transcript has 2 exons.